Marmota monax (woodchuck) is the source of this 2270-nucleotide messenger RNA. It is a transcript of the gene Clec20a, whose product is annotated as C-type lectin domain containing 20A. Lineage: Eukaryota; Metazoa; Chordata; Mammalia; Rodentia; Sciuridae. The transcript has 9 exons. Bases 1 to 2055 code for a protein of 684 amino acids. The record is from RefSeq and is a predicted model, not a curated record.
AUGGCGCCACGGGGGCUGCUGCUCUCCCUCUGCACAGCAGCCUCCAAGCUGGUGAACAACGGCAAGUCCUUUUCCCGGGAGGACCAACCGCUGAGCUGGAGAGAGGCCAUGGAUUAUUGCCGGGACUACCACACGGACCUCCUCAGCCUGCAGAGCGUCAGCAGCGUGAGCAGCUUGAUGGCCAUCAGCUCGCUCAUCCAGCCCACCCAGGCGUGGAUCGGCCUCUUCUUUGACAUGAGUAUUUCUGGCCCCCGCUGGUCCAGCGGCUCUCCCUACGUUGAACUGAAGUGGAUCCAACUGCCCGCCCUCGGGGAGGGCAUGUGUGUCACGCUGUAUUCUGUUCUGUCCUUUGCUCCCAUGCUGGGGGUCGACGUCUGCACGGCACAGAAGCCCUUCAUUUGCUAUGAAGACCCUGACAUAAAGCACCGCAUCUCCGUGGAGCCCUAUCUCAGCCUGACCACUCUUCCAAAGCAAGCUGAGGUCCAGAUUGGUGGAUAUACCUUCAUGAGAUUUGAACAAGUAAUGACGUGGACCUCGGCUCUGAAGUACUGUCGCAGCCACUACACAGACCUGGCCGACCUGCAGACGGUGACUGAUGAGGCAGGCCAGCAGGCCCUGAAGUCUGUCACAAAGGAGACUGAGGCUUGGAUUGGCCUCUACUUCAAUGCAAAAACCAGGUCUCUGAACUGGUCCAGUGACUUGGGUGCCAGCAUCCCAAGCUGGCUGCUGGUGCCUAAGUUUGACAGAGGACUGUGUGCAGGACUCCGGGCCUACUCAAAAUAUGACCCUCAGGUUUACACAGUGGUCUGCUCUUCCCUGCAACCCUUCAUCUGCUUCUACGACUCUGUCACUGGACACCGGGAGUUGGCAGAGAUGCCUCCGCUCCUGUCUGCUUCCUCCUCCGAUGUUACUGUGGGGACCACUCCCAGGCCGAGCAUAGCCUCCGAAGGCCGGCCACCUCCAGGCCUAGCAAAAGCCCAGGGCCUGACGCAGGGUUCUUCCCUCCACCGCUUCUGGCGCCACCCUGGCCCCACCUUGGCCUGUGGCUGGGUCCUUGAAGGGGUCCUGGUCUCAGCUGAUCCCACAGUAGUCUUCUCUCCUGCCCUAGGGACCAGCCUCAGCCCCGCGGGUACCUUGCAGGACCAGGUUACAGCAGAGUGGCCACAGAAGCCGGGGAGCCUGCAGCCCACCACCCAGGUGCCAGAGACCCCUAUGCUCCCACCUCAGCAGGCCCCACGAUGCCCCAAGGGACAGUGUCAACAAGCCCUCUGGCAAACCCCAGGCCCCUGGGAGGUACCUCCAAUCCCCAGGAGGGGCUCAGGAUCCACUGCCCAGAGUGUGUCACUGGACUUUGAGCCUCUGUCACUCACCCCCGCUGGUCUUGCGUCUCCAGGAAGCCCCUCCAUCCCACAGGAAAUGGCCAAGACCUCCCUUGUCACCACUGGGAGCAUUGGUGACCCUGUGCCCUGGGGGGACUCUAUUACCCAUGGUGGGCUUGUGACUCUGCAGGUGGUGACUGAGGACCCCUCACUCGACUCCACCCGUGAUGCCCCAGAGGCUCCUACAUCAGCAGGUCCACCUGGGUCCUCCACAUUCACCUGGUCUUUCGGCUCCGAGCCUCUGGGGAGCUCUUCAGGGCCUGAAGAAAGAACUUCGGCUGCACCAGUCUCAGGGAACCCAGCGGAGUCCCAAGGAGCAACUGCGCGCCCUGCAUCAGCAGCCCCAAGCCAGGCAGCCCUCUCGGAGACAGCUGUGACAAGAGUAGACGGUUGCACCGAUAGAGACACAGUUACUGCCACUCGGGUCCAACAUUUAAGCUCAUCUAGCCACCCAGAAUCUAAAGAAAAAACAUCAGCACCAGAAUCAGGUGCUUACUCUUUUGGAAUCCUGAAAGCAGAUUUUGCCAUUUCAAUUUCGAUAGACCAAGAAGAGAUGAAAGACCAAUUUUUGAGAGAGAUUCAAGAAGUCUUAAAACUUAUGUUAGGUCACCAGCAAUUCAGAUUGAAAUGGGUCGGUUUUGAAGUGAACAAAAAGCAGCACAAGUAUACUAAUUAGCAGUUUCCUUUUAAGCAGUUUUCUCUGGAUUUUCAGUGAAUUUGAGUUUUUUAAUUUCCAGAAGAACACUAUUAGAAAUAACUCAGAAUAUGUGAAGAGACAUAGACCUAAAACUUACACAAAAGAAAACUACAUAUGAAACCCUCGCCUUGGAUUUUAUAGAAUGAAUUAGGUAAGCAGAGAAGAUGGAAGUAUUUGGGAACAAUAACCUUGAG